Messenger RNA from Merops nubicus (carmine bee-eater), 1707 nucleotides. It is a transcript of the gene FDXACB1, whose product is annotated as ferredoxin-fold anticodon binding domain containing 1. The transcript has 4 exons. Lineage: Eukaryota; Metazoa; Chordata; Aves; Coraciiformes; Meropidae. The annotation marks the transcript as partial. Gene Ontology annotation, biological process: rRNA base methylation. The record is from RefSeq and is a predicted model, not a curated record. Gene Ontology annotation, cellular component: cytoplasm. Gene Ontology annotation, molecular function: rRNA (uridine-N3-)-methyltransferase activity.
AAUGAAGUUUUGUUUUCUGUGGACUGCACCAAGCUGAAGGACUAUUUUUCACCAGAAAAAAGGGCAUUUGACUGUAUUUAUUUUAACUUCCCUCACUGUGGGAGAAAGGCUGGGGUUGUGAAGAACAGAGAGCUUCUUGCACGCUUUUUCCGUAGCUCUGCAGAAGUGCUGGCAGAGGAGGGAGAGGUCCACGUGGCUCUUUGCAAUGGACAAGGUGGGACGCCUGCUGAUCAGCGAAGGAGAGAAUGGCACAACAGCUGGCAAAUAGUGGCUGUAGCAGCAGGAGCUGGAUUUAUCUUAAGUAACGUUCAUCCUUUUAAAGCAGAGACUAUCCAUGGAUAUAAGUGUACAGGCUACAGGAGUCAAGAUAAAUCUUUCUGUGUGGAGGGUGCUUUAACCCACAUUUUCACACAGAGCACACCAGUUCCAUGUUUCAAACCUAUGAGCUGUGAGAUACAACUGGAAAGCCAAAAGGUUUCUUUUCAAGUACCACAAGUGCUUGUGGAUAAAAUUAAUAGGGGUUUCCUAGACCCAAAUUCAAAUCAUCCAGUACGGACAGUGAAGGAGAAGCUCACUGCAGAGCUCAGCCAAGCUUUUCCGUUACAAAACGUUGACUGCUGCCUUUCUCUGCUCCAGGAAGGUCACCUCAAUGGUGUUUGUCACUCCAAUGUCUUUUGGAUCACUCUGAGCUCAGAGGGAGCUCCAAGCACUGAAGAAAUAUCUAGUGGGCUGGCAAACGCAGUUUCAUUUUCCCAUGUUGAUUUUUGCAGGGCCAGAGAUCAGAAUGGCUGCGUGGAUGUGCAAGAAGGCCACCACGUUUCACAAGAGUAUUGUCUGAGACCUUCCCUUCUGCCUUAUGCUCAGGCAAUAAUUCAAAGAGGAGCAUUUCUUCCAGGGACACUUCAUGUUCUUUCUGGCCCAGUUUUCAGGAAGUGUCUUAUCACUCCUGACUCCAUGCCCGUUUUUCACGAGGUGGUUUUUGUGUGUGCAGUUAACAGGGGUACAGAGAACAGCUGUAUCCAGACGUUGGUGAAGAACAUUAAAACCAGUAUACAGUCUCUUCACCAGACUGUUUCCAGUGUUGAACUGAAUAUGAAUCUCCAGGAAGAAACAAAUUAUGAUACAACUGAGCAAAACUCCUUUGCCACUUUUGACUGUCAGCUUAGUAAAAUUCACUACCUCAUGUGUACGAGGAUGGAUCCUACAGGCUCCUGUGAGAAGAGCUUCUGUGUGGGAACUGUAUGGACAGCUCAGGAUGAACUAGUAAGCAGUGGGCUGGCUGUUGUCUUUGCCUCGUUGAAUCUUGACCUCCUAGCCAUGCUGAUCUGUGAAAUAUUGGACUGGCGGAUGCUUUGGACACCAGACACACGAUUCCUCCAUCAGUUUCCUAGGGGAGAGUUAAGGCUUUUCAAAAGUUUUUCUCUCUAUCCACCUUCCUAUGUGCACGAUGUCAGCUUCUGGCUUCCUGACGGGGAACCAUUUGAUGAAGUUGCUUUUCACACCAUUGCUAGGCAGGUGUCAGGUGAAACGGUUGUAUCUGUUCAGUUAAUCGACAGUUUCCAACAGGCAGAGACAGGUCAGAAGAGCCUCUGCUACAGGCUGACCUUUCAGUCCUGUGACAGGGCACUGAGCUGCCAGGAGGUGGCAGAGAGGCAGCUGCUCCUUCGGAAGGCCAUAAACCAAGGCUUGGGUGUGACUCUUCGGUAG